AUGGCUCCUCGCUCCCGUACUAGAAGGCGUGCUCCUUCCAAGCGGCACUACGUCGAUCGCGUCGACUUAGACGGUGACGAAUUCUCCGUCGGCGAUUGCAUCUACGUCAAGAUCAACGGCGGCGAUUCGUCCAACGGAGCCUCCGAGGUCGCCGCCGACGGCUCGGAUUCAGACGAAUCCGAUGCGAGCGACGAGGAAUGCCAGAUUUGCGGGAAAGUUGUUGGUGCGGGAGAAGUGGAGGGGGAGGGGGAGGUGAUGGUGGAGUGCGACGGGUGCCUUGGUGGUUUCCACCUCGGCUGCCUCGAGCCGCCCCUUGCGGACAUUCCGGAAGGCGAUUGGUUCUGCCCGGCUUGUGCUGGAGCUGGCGGGGAAAGGGGGAGCGGAACAAGGGGAAGCAAACGCGGGAAGGGGGGGAAAGCGGGGACGGCGGGGACGGGGGGGGCGGCGGGGAAGGGGGGGAUGGCGGGGAAGGGGGGGAAGGCGGGGGAGGGGGGGAAGGCGGGGGAGGGGGGAAAGAAGCAGAAUCGACGGCGAACAGCGCGGGAGCGAGUGUUCGAUGGGGAGCUUGCGAUUGGUCGAAUCGAAAGGAUGUGGCGUGUGGACGAAUCAAAAGAGCGCGAUAGCCGGAUGGAUGAGAAGGAGGAGGGAGAGGGGGGGGAGAAAGCGGACGAGGAGGGGGAAGGGAAAGGGGAAGGGGAGGGAGAGGCGGAGGCGGAGGGGGAUGAGAGUGGGUGGUGGUGCAGGGUGAGGUGGUAUGUGUUGCCAGAGGAGACGGUGGAGGGCAGGCAGGCGCGGCACAGGAAGAGGGAGGUGUUCUAUGGGGAUGUGACGCAGGAGAUCGAGAUGGCCACAAUACUGCGCGCCUGCCAGGUGCUCCCAGAGCCGCUCUUUGCAGCAGCGGCCCACGCGGGGGACGACGUGUUUCUCUGCCGCAUGGCCUAUGACUCUCGCUCCCUCACCUUCAAACGCCUGCCCGCGGGCAUGCGCGGACCGGGGGGAACGGGGGCCAUGGGGGGAUUGGGGGGGACGAGGGGGAUGGCAGGGGGAGGUGGGGGCGGAACGGGCGUGCAGAGGCGUGGAGGUGAUGGGGGAGAGAAGAGGAGGAGAGGGGAGAGGGAUGAGGGGACUCGCAAGGGUUUGCGUGGGAGUGGGGAGGAUGGGGAAGGGAGUGGCGGGAGCGAUGGUAGUGAUUCUGGUGAGAGUGACAGUAGCGAAGGGUUGACUGAUUCCAGUGAUGAUGGUGAUAGUGACGAUGGUGAUAGUGAUCUUAGCCUGGAUGACGAGGAGGAGGAAGAGGGGGAGGAGGAAGAGGACGAGGAGGAAGAGGAUUGGGGAGUGGAGGGAGGGAGGAAGUUCAGAAAGAGAAUGAGGAAGGCCAGCAGACAUAAGGCUGCGAAGCACAAGAAGCGGCAACGGCUGGGCCAGGAGAAUGGCCUUAGCUCUUCCCAAGGGGACGGGGACCAUGGGCUGUUCUCCGUCUUCCAUAAUGAGCAGAGGAGCGCCGGAGGGAAUUCUGCUAAGCUGGUGGGAGAGAGAGAGGAUGAGAGAGAUGACACGUGGGACGAGGGGGAUGGGGAGAGCGACGGGGAGGGGGAUGAGGAGGACGAGGAGGAGGACGGGGAGAGGGAGGAGUCAGAGAGGCGUGUGAGGAAGGAUGGUGAGCAGAGGGAGAGGAAGGGAGGCGGGUUGGCGGCGGUGCGGAGGGCGAAGAGGGCGCUGCAGCUGUCCCGUGUGCCGCCGUGCCUGCCGUGCCGAGAGAGGGAGCAGCAGGAGGUGCAGGGGUUUGUGGCGAGAGUGGUUGGGGGCGGUGGAUCCGAGGGAGGUAUAUCUGAGGGCGGUAAUCUUGGGGGAUGCGCUUCUGGGAGAGAUGGCGGGGCACGAGCAGGAGGCGGAGUGGCGGGCACAGAGCAAGAGAAGGGAAACGAGGAGGUCAUGGGCUGGGGUACCAGGCACGGGCAAGACAGCAGUGGUGGUGGAGGUGAUGAGGCAGGCGAGGAGGAGCAGCAGCGAGGGGCUGCUGCCGCCCUUCCAGUUCGUCCACAUCAACGCCCUGCGCCUGCCCGCCCCCACUGCCUUCUUCUCCGUAAGCCCCCUUCCCUGUUAGCUUCUUCCCUGCCACCCCCUUCCCUGCCACCCCCUUCCCUGCCACCCCCUUCCCUGCCACCCCCUUCCCUGCACCUGUCCCCUUCCUCACUGCCUUCUUCUCUGGGAGAGGAGGAGGGGGAGGGGGAGGGGGAGGGGGAGGGGGAGGGGGAGGGGGAGGGGGAGGGGGAGGGGGAGGGGGAGGGGGAGGGGGGAGGGGGAGGGGGAGUGUGUGUGCUGCUGGUGGAUGAGAUGGAUCAGCUGAUCAGCAAGGACCAGAAGGUAGGGAGGAGGAUUGUGGAGCGGUUGGGAAGGAUUGGUGCUCUACAACAUCUUCGAGUGGACCACCUGGAGCUCUGCACGCCUUGCCGUUAUUGGGAUCACCCCACCGCCUGCUCCCCCUUCCUUUCCUCCUCCUGUCCUUUGCACCCUACAGGCUACACCUCCCCCUCCACAUCUCCCCCCCGCAUCGCCAACACGGUGGAUCUGCUUGUGCCCUGUGCACCCUACAUCUCCUUCUCCCCACCCCACAUCAUCCUCCCCCCCCCCCCCACACCGCUUCCUCCCAGGCAUCGCCAACACGGCAUCGCCAACACGGUGGAUCUGCUUGUGCCCUGUGCACCCUACAUCUCCUUCUCCCCACCCCACAUCAUCCUCCCCCCCCCCCCCACACCGCUUCCUCCCAGGCAUCGCCAACACGGCAUCGCCAACACGGUGGAUCUGCUUGUGCCCUGUGCACCCUACAUCUCCUUCUCCCCACCCCACAUCAUCCUCCCCCCCCCCCCCACACCGCUUCCUCCCAGGCAUCGCCAACACGGCAUCGCCAACACGGUGGACCUACCGGAGCGCCUGCUGCCGCGCAUCGCCAGCCGCAUGGGGCUGCACCGCGUGCCCUUUGCGCCGUACACGCGCCACCAGAUCGAGACGAUUGUCGCCGCCCGCCUGCACGCGUGCCAGCUGUUUGCACCGCGGGCCAUCGAGCUGGCUGCGAGGAAGGUGGCCUCGGUAUCCGGGGAUGUGCGGCGGGCGCUUGAGAUCUGCCGGAGGGCCGUGGAGAUUGCCGAUGCACAAGCCGGGCUGGCAGGGACUGGCCAUGCAGCCGAGGCGGGUUGUGCUGACGUGGUAGGUGAAGCUGACGUGGCAGGUGAAGCAGAGGUGGGAGUUGGUUCAGGAGAUGGUUUGGGAGGUGGUACGGGAGCAGGGUCGGGAGCUGGGUUCGGGGCGAUGGCGGGAGCAGGUCUGAGACUGGGUCCCGACGCAAGCCUGGUUAAGGAGAGUGCGGUGCGGUGUGGAGGAGGAGGAGUGGAGAGCGGUACAGCCACCCCCUCACGCCAUUUGAGGCCGAGAAAAGGGGUGCGAAGGGGAGAAGAGAGUGCGAGAGGAGCGAAGGGUGAGGUGACAAGGGAAAUAGAAGAGGGAAAGAGGGGACGGGCUGAGGGGAUGGAGGAGAGAAAGGAGGGGAAGGGGGAGGUGAAGGAAGUGGUAGAUGCACAAGCAGGUGAAAGAGAGGGUGUGGAAAAGGGGAAGGGAGGAGAAGUGGAGGAGAGACAUUGGCAGGCAUCGGCUGUGGCGUGGCAAGUUAGGAAAGCACAGCAAAGCCCGUUGGUGGUGCAGAUCGAGCACGUGGAGGCGGCCAUUCGAGAGAUCUUCUCCUCGCCCCACAUCAUGAUCAUUCGCCGCCUGUCCGCCGUUGAAAAGAUUUUCCUCGCUGCUCUCUCCUGUGACCUCCAUCGAUCCGGCGCUUCUGAAUCCACCUUUUCCCGGGUGCACCACUUAUGCCAUGCCUGGUUGCAACACCACAACUCCACCGUCCCUGCCACACCGUCACCUGCUGCACUCUCCUCUUUGGUUGCUGCCACGUCAGAAGCUCCUCCCGACCAGUCAGAGGGCCCCGGUGGCAGCGGGGAGAGGCAACUGGUGCAGCAGUCUGGGCGGAAGGAGGAAGCUUCCUGGGAGCUUCCAGUGCGGCUGAAUGUGUCUCACGAUGCCCUGCUAGCUGCGUGUGCACGCCUGGCAGAGUCGCACCUUUUGCUAGCAGAGGGCUCUGCCCAGCACUGCAUUCAGCGCAUUCAGCUCAACUUACCCAG
Molecule: messenger RNA, 4169 nt
Organism: Closterium sp. Naga37s-1
Lineage: Eukaryota; Viridiplantae; Streptophyta; Zygnematophyceae; Desmidiales; Closteriaceae
Source: the annotation of a GenBank genome assembly